GGACGGGUCACGUGGUAGUAUCUGCCAGAAGGAGACCUCCAAAGCUUGGCCAUCAGGGAAGCGCCUCCACCCUUUCCAAAAAUGCCCCGGAAGUGCCUCCGUCCUCAGUAAAGAUGGCCGUAACCCUUGACAGGAGGGAGGCGGGGCUGCGCCUGCGCAACAAGUUCAGCGGGGAAAAUGGCGGAUGACAAGGAUUCUCUGCCCAAGCUUAAGGACUUGGCGUUUCUCAAGGACCAGCUGGAGAGCCUGCAGCGGCGUGUGGAAGAUGAAGUCAACAGUGGUGUGGGCCAGGACGGCUCGCUGUUGUCCUCCCCAUUCCUCAAGGGCUUCCUGGCUGGCUAUGUGGUGGUGAAACUGAGGGCAUCAGCAGUAUUGGGCUUUGCCGUGGGCACCUGCACUCCCAUCUACGCAGCUCAGGCAUAUGCUGUGCCCAUUGUGGAGAAGACAUUAAGGGACUAUCUGCGGUCACUGUGCAAGGGACCUGACUAG
Messenger RNA from Equus quagga, 489 nucleotides. Its product is annotated as SLC35A4 upstream open reading frame protein-like. Bases 178 to 489 code for a protein of 103 amino acids. NCBI's taxonomy places the organism in Eukaryota, Metazoa, Chordata, Mammalia, Perissodactyla, Equidae. The transcript has a single exon. The record is from RefSeq and is a predicted model, not a curated record.